CGGAAGGGGGGGGGGGGUCAGAGGUUGGAGAAGGGUAGGAGAGAGGCCCGGAAGAAAGUCGCAGGGCUAGCGUAAAGGGGCUGGGACAACCGGAAGGAGACGGGGAAGAGAGGAAGUAGGAAGAGAAGAGUCCCGUUGUCGAAAUCCUAGCUAUGGAGCGGAUUGUAGAGAUAACUUCUUAUUGUCAAGAAACCUGAAGUUCAGGGUGAACCAGUGACUGGCUGAGAGCCAAGAUGGCAGCAUCGCGCUGGAGGGGUUCACCUCCCCGGACUCUCAGGCCAUUGUUCUCUGAGAUUGUCAGAUGCGGCGGCUCCAGUGAGGCAGGGAUGGAGAAGGCGUGGCCCCUGCGCUCUGGAAGCUUCUUUAAGGAGAAAGCUAAGGCUAAGGGCAGGGACGCGGAGAUAAAAAGUGAGGACAGGGACUGGAUGUGAGAAAGGAUGCGUUCGUCGAACUCGCCGAGCAGGUUCUGUCCUGGAAGCCUUUGCUUUUGCUGUUCCUGCUUCCUGGCGUGCUCACCAGCUCAAGUUUCUGCUUGUGGGAGACCUCGGAGACCGAUGUCUUAUGUCAUUCCGAAGAAGGAAGUGUACGUUGCUGGGGAUGGACAGUACGCCUGCAAUUCCUUAUAUUACAUGGCAGGAGGGGUGGAUAAAUUUAGGAAUAGUGACGACAGUAACACAUUACUCCAGAACUUUCCUCAUAUCUCAGAACCUGUCCUGAGUAAGAAUGUCGGAUAGGGUUGACUGGUUACAAAGCCAAAAUGGAGUAUGCAAAGUUGAUGUCUAUUCCCCUGGAGAUAGCCAAGCCCAGGACUGGAAAAUGGAAGCUUCCACCGACCCUAUCAGAGUGCUCAGCUGGCUCCGCAGAGACCUGGAAAAAAGCACAGCAGAGUUUCAGGACGUUAGGUUCAAGCCCGGAGAAUCAUCGUUUGGCGGGGAAAUGGUCAACUGGACAGACCCCCAUAAAGGUUUCUGUGUGGACUAUUACAACACCACCGCCAAGGGCAGUCCAGGGAGAUUGCAUUUUGAGAUGACUCACAGAGAGAACCCUUCCCAGGGGCCCAGUGCCCAAGUGGGUAACGGGAGCUCAGUGGACGAAGUGUCCUUCUACGCCAACCGCCUCACCAACCUCGUCAUAGCCAUGGCCCGCAAGGAGAUCAACGAGAGGAUUGACGGCUUCGAGAAGAAGUGUGUCCACCAGUCAGUGUACCUGGGGGAGGAACCCGCACCCAACAAAAGCCUGAGCAAGGUGGCCUCCUCAGAGCUGGUCAACGAGACCGUCUCUACAUGUUCCAAUAAUGCCGCUUCGGAUAAGACUCCUGGCUCCGGGGACAGAGCCUCAGGAUCCUCACAGAACGCCCCAAAUUUGAAGUACAAGAGCACUUUGAAGAUCAAGGAGAGCACCAAGGGAAGCAGGGGCCCAGACGACAGACCCGCUUCUAAGAAGUCUUUCUUCUAUAAGGAAGUGUUCGAAUCUCGUAAUGCAGGCGACGCCACGGAGGGUGGAAGGUCCUUACCUGCGGAGAGAAAGAUGUUCAGGGGGCAGGAGAGGCCCGAUGACUUCACCACCUGUGUCAGCCAAGGGAUCAUGACCUACGCCAACAGCGUGGUGUCCGACAUGAUGGUCUCCAUCAUGAAGACGCUGAAGAUCCAGGUGAAGGACACGACCAUUGCCACCAUCCUGCUAAAGAAGGUCCUGAUCAAGCACGCCAAAGAGGUGGUCUCGGACCUCAUCGACUCCUUCAUGAAGAACCUCCACAAUGUCACGGGGUCCCUCAUGACGGACACGGACUUUGUCUCGGCCGUGAAAAGAAGUCUCUUCUCUCACGGAAGCCAGAAAGCCACGGAUAUCAUGGACGCCAUGCUGGGUAAGCUCUACACGGUGGUAUUCGCCAAGAAACCCCCUGACACUGGCAGCAAGGCCAAGGACAAAUCCGAGAGGUGUUCGCUGGUCUCCGUGAAAGAGAUGGGUGACCCUAAAAACCGAAACAUCAACUUUGCCUCGCUGAAAUCCGAAGGGAAAUUGAGGGAAAAAAUAUGCUCUCCUUCACCCAAACCAGAGACGGAGAAGAGUUGUGCCGAAACUCUGGGCGAGCACAUCAUCAAAGAGGGGCUGACCCUGUGGCAUAAAAGUCAGCAGAAAGAAGGAAAAUCUCCAGGUUUCCAGUGUUUACCAUUCGCAGCUCCCAACAAACAGUAUAAACCUGCGGCAGACAUUCUCCUGGGAUUUCCUUUCGAUCCGUGCAACCUCAGCCCCCCUCUGCAUCACUUAGAGAAACCUGAGAAUUUUAUGUGUGAUUCAGACUCCUGGGCCAAGGACCUGAUCGUAUCUGCCUUACUUCUGAUUCAGUACCACCUGGCCCAGGGAGGAAGCAUGGAUGCACAGAGCUUCCUUGAAGCUGCUGCCAGCAGCAACCUACAGGCCAACAAGUCCCCUGCAGUUUCCGAUGAGUCCAGCCUGAAGCCACCUCAUGUGGGGGGUGACCAAGAAGAAGCAGAAAAGAAGGAUCUAAUGAGCGUUUUCUUCAACUUUAUCCGGAACUUACUCAGGGAGACCAUUUUCAAGAGUAACCGUAGCUCUGAUCCCAAGCCAACUAAGGAAGAAGAUAGCCCCCAGUGUGAAAGACCUGUAACCCCUUCUCCCAUCAAAUUCAGUGAAGGGGAUGAGGCAGGGGGUACUUUUGCUGGGCUGACCAAGAUGGUUGCUAACCAGCUAGACGGCCACAUGAACGGGCAGAUGGUGGAGCAUCUGAUGGACUCAGUGAUGAAGCUGUGUCUCAUUAUUGCCAAGUCCUGUGACUCUCCCUUGGGAGAACUGGGGGAUGACAAGUCUGGGGAUGCCAGCAGGCCUGUGUCCGCCUUCCCAGAGAACCUGUAUGAGUGUUUACCAACCAAGGGCACGGGGACAGCAGAGACGUUGCUGCAGAACGCCUAUCAAGCCAUCCACAACGAACUGAGAGGCAUGUCAGGACAGCCCCUGGAAGGGUGCAUGGCACCCAAGGUGAUUGUCAGCAACCACAACCUCACCGAUACGGUUCAGAACAAGCAACUGCAAGCCGUACUUCAGUGGGUAGCCGCCUCAGAGCUCAAUGUCCCUAUUUUGUACUUUGCUGGUGACGAUGAAGGAAUCCAGGAGAAGCUACUGCAGCUCUCGGCGGCCGCCGUGGACAAGGGGCGCAGCGUGGGCGAGGUCCUGCAGUCGGUGCUGCGCUACGAGAAAGAGCGACAGCUGGAUGAGGCGGUGGGCAACGUCACACGGCUGCAGCUGCUGGACUGGCUGAUGGUGAACCUGUGACAGGAGCCCGCCGCGCUCCCCCCCUCUCCUGUGCGAGCCCGGCCCCCUGCUUCUUUCUGGCUUCCGCAGCUCCCCUCUGCGCAGCCUCCCAGAGCCCUCAUAUCAUCCUCAUACCACUCACAUCCAAGACAGGUCAUCUUAUGCUGGUCAUUGGCUUUUGCAGAUUUUCCUGUCCAUGCGAGCGAGCAAGGACAUAAAAUAAAAAAAAAAAAAAUUACAAUGAAAGGGCUCCAGGUAUCUGGUUUCCUUGGGUCCAAAUGGUCAAUAAGUUGAAGCAGUGCCAGGAAUGAAAAAAGAAUCUGAUGGAUAGAAGAAAAAUAGUGCCGGCCUGAGAGGCCAUUUGGUCUGUUCCCCUUGGAUCCUUGUUCCCUGAAAAUUAGCCAUAUUUUAUCAGCCCCUUAUGAUACAAAUCUGGUGUUCAAUAUCCAAUCUAAAUCCUUCUAAUCAGGAUCUGCAUGGCUUCUUGUCCUGACUGUUCACCUCAGCUUUAUCUACGGUUGAAUAUGGUGGGAAGAAAAGGUCCAAAGGACCUGAGUUCUAUGGCCAGUUGUGUCACCUGCUCUGAUUUAAUGUCAGUAUCCCCCACCUCAGAAGCAUUUUCUGUUCUUAUCCUGACCUUUCUGUGGAAUUUUAUAUUCUCUAGCCUCCCUUUUGGGAACUUCCUCCUCUGGUUUUUAGUUUUCCUAUUUUCCACUUCUCUUAGAGGCUCUACUCAGUGGUGUCAAGCCCUUGCAUUCUCUUUCCUAGGACUUUCUCCUGACCCUGUGCUGGUUUCACUCUGGCCUCUUCCCUGGGCGAUGUCAUCUAAACCCAUAGCUUCAGCUACCUUGUGCCCCCUUCAUGGAUAUUACACAGUGAUCCAGUGAAAACCAUGAAGCCGCAGAUAUAGUCCAUGAUGUUUUUGAUGUUAUGGCGUUCUUGUAAACCUGUCUGAACUAUAAUUACAACCGUACACAGACUGUGAGUUCAGGUAGGUAAGGACGAGGAGGGCAGGUACCGAUGAGUAGACACCUGUUGUAAUCAGCUCGUCUUCCUUUGGGAAACCCACUGCCCCCUACUCCACAUGGUUCCAAAGAAGCAUCAGUCUUGGUGCCGCCACCACCGCCCCACCCUGUGGGCAUAUGACCCAGGCUGGCCAAUCAGAGGGUCCUAACAUCUCAAACAUAGUGAUGGGCUCAAGUCCAGUCAUUUCCGAGAUUUCCUUUAAGCAGGAAGACUGCACCUUCUGAUGCAGUCAUCAGAUGGUAGUGGAUGAUUCUGGAUGGUCGUGGUCAUCUUACCCUCGGGGCAGAGUCUGUCUUUGGAAUGAAGAUAACCAGAGAGAGAAGCCAGACUAAUAGGGGGAGGGGGAGCCUGAGCCCCUUGGUCUUGUUUGAAUUCCCAGAUCCUGCUGUACCGACACCUGCCCUUCCUGAUUCGCCAGCCACAUUAUCCAAUAAACGCCCUUCAGUUGUUCA
Molecule: messenger RNA, 4748 nt
Organism: Phacochoerus africanus (Common warthog)
Lineage: Eukaryota; Metazoa; Chordata; Mammalia; Artiodactyla; Suidae
Gene: AKAP3
Product: A-kinase anchoring protein 3
Biological process (GO): intracellular protein localization
Cellular component (GO): sperm principal piece; cytoplasm
Molecular function (GO): protein kinase A binding
Source: RefSeq, a predicted model, not a curated record